This is a messenger RNA of Microplitis mediator, 855 nucleotides long. RefSeq lists its product as uncharacterized. The record is from RefSeq and is a predicted model, not a curated record. NCBI's taxonomy places the organism in Eukaryota, Metazoa, Arthropoda, Insecta, Hymenoptera, Braconidae. Bases 1 to 855 code for a protein of 284 amino acids. The transcript is spliced from 2 exons.
AUGGCGGUAGCGGAGGCUACUAAAGAGGCCCUAUAUUUGAAAGGCCUGUUAGUUAAUUUGGGUGUACAGGAAGAAUCAGAAACUGUCACGAUACUGAAUGAUAAUCAGAGUACAAUCAGUAUGAUCAAGAACGAUGUAUAUCACCAGCGUACUAAACAUAUAGAUACAAGGCCGCAUAUAACCAGUCUACAACUCGCUGAUCCAGACUUUUUGACUCCACGACCUAUUGACAUCAUUCUGGGUGCAGCACCAGCUGCGCAAAUAAUCAACGCUAGAAUAAAAAAGGGGCGCGAUAAUGACCCAAUCGCCCAAUUAACAUCACUUGGCUGGAUCAUUUAUGGUUCUGUGCACACCGCCACAUCAAAAUUGACCGCUUAUGGUCAUCAUGUCACUGUUGAUGAUCAACUACAAGACUUGUUGAGCAAGUUUUGGUACCAAGAAGAGCCACAGACAGAAUUCGCUACACACUAUACUGAAGAAGAAGAAGAGUGUGAACAACACUUUGUCAAUACACACUACAGACAGUCUGAUGGUCGAUGUGUCGUUCGCUUGCUGCUUAAAUCUUCACCAAGUCAACUGGGUGAUUCGCUACGAGCUGCACAAUACGCUUUACUACGUCUUUGCAAACGAUUGGAGAGUGAUUUAGUCCACAAGAAGUUAUACUUCGACUUCUUGAAGGAAUAUAAAGACUUGGGACACAUGAGACGCUUAAAAUUAAAGAAUUUACCACCGAACAGCUACCUGUUGCCUCAUCAUGGGGUUCUAAAAGAACAGAGCACUACCACCAAGCUCAGAGUGGUAUUUAAUGGGUCCUGGAAAACAACAUCUGGUGUAUCAGUCAACGAGAUAUUCUAA